AUGCAUUCUUCUGGUAUAAUAUAUACCACACUCAUCUCAUUCAGUUGACAUGCAAUGAGCCCUCCCUCCGUCGGGCGGCACGGCACUCACCUCAGGUACGAGAUCCGUUCGUGUCGACAGCAUACAAACAUCCAUAGAAUGAAUCCACACACCCACCCACGAAUGUCAGUCAGUCAGUCAGUCAGUACGUUGAUUGAUAUCUAUACACAAACCGCACCCUGGCAGUCAGUGCAGUGACUGCACUCACUGCCUGCAUCGCCGCACUCACUGCAGCACACCGCCCCGCUCCGCUCCCACCAGACAGACAGACAGACAGACAGAAUCAGUCAACCAGUCGACUGACUGAUUCGAUUCCCCCAGGUCGGUCAAGUCAAGCCACUGCUUGACCUUGCCGCCUGUUUAACGGGCUGCCAACGCAUCUGUGCCACUGGCUGCUGUGGGUGGCACUGGCGGCGUCCGCGCCGCCCCCGCCGCCGCCGCCGCCGCCUGCGUGGCGUCUUCUGUGGUCCUGUGGGCGCUGGUUGGUCUGUGGGUGUGGCCUUGGGCACCCAGAUGGCAUGGCCCUGUCCGGAGGGACAAACACCGUGACGACGGCCGGCCGCCGGACGGUUCGGUCGGACACGGUUGUCAUGGCGACAGUGGGAGGUGGGGGAGUGGGAGGGCAGGGGGGCGUGAGGACCAGGACGGGCCGGCUGAGCGGGGGAGACGGAGACGCAGUCGCACUCACUCAGUGUCGGACGAGUCGACGGGGCCGUCUCGGCGGUGUCGCUGCCGGCCUUCGAUGACUUGGGCGAUUGCGGCAGGCUGAGCUCCUUCGGCUGCUCCACCGGUGUGGGCGACGCCGGCACGGACUCCUGGAACCACGGAUGCGACAAGGCCUCGGCAGCUGCGCCAAGACGACAACACAAGACAGACAGCACACACACAGACAGACAUACAGACAUACAUAUGCACACACGCGCUGUGGAUGGAUGGAUGGAUGGAUGGAAACCCCUUCAAUGCGCACGGCACCUCACCCGAGGCAAUGCGUUUGUGUUUGUCGAAUGUGAGCAGUCGGCGGAUGAGGUCGACCGCCUCGUCCGACACCUCAUCGUAGUCGCUGAACCACACGGGCUGCAUUGUAACACACACAGACAAAGAGACAGCACGCGUGUGCAUAUCGAUGAAUCGCACUCAUCCAUCCAUCCAUCUGUGUGUGUGCGUGUGUACCCUCUUCAUAUCCCUGAGGGCCCUUCUGACGGUGCGGGGCUUCAGGUCAGCGCAGCAGAAGGGAAACCCGCCAGUCAGCAUCGCAUAGCUGGCCAGCCACACACACACAUACACAUAUAUGACGUGUGAGUGAGUUUGCCGUUCGGUCGGCCGCUUACAUGGCGACGCCCAU
Vitrella brassicaformis is the source of this 1381-nucleotide messenger RNA. The record is from the annotation of a GenBank genome assembly. NCBI's taxonomy places the organism in Eukaryota, Vitrellaceae.